AUGGCAAUCCAAUCAUCGCCGUUGUGUCUCCUCCCUCUCGAGAUCCGUGUCGAAAUCGCUCUGCAGGUUGCACUCCUCCGCACGCCCCACGGUCCCCCGAAGGACAUCGUUCCCUUGCUCUUGUCCUGCAAGACGAUCCACGACUCCCUCGUAUUCGAGCAUUGCGCUCCACUCUAUGCACGCAUCUAUCGCAGCAACUUCGACGUCCGUGCCCCCCGUCGCCGAUUUGCUAGUGACGAGUUGCACGUCCAAAACUACGCCGCGCAGCUGAAGAAGUGCUGCAUCGUGCUCAAGCGUAUACGCAGCGGUGACCUGGAUUCCGAGUUUCUUCAGGAUGAUCUCUGGACCGCUGUGCUGAUGGCCUUGGAGAACGAUGGCAAGAACGGCGAACAGUUAGACUGGGCCUGCCUUGACGAUCUCCUUCGUCGCUUUAUCCUAGAGAGGCUCUGGGACGGUCGCGAGCAGAGCGGUGACUGGCCGUCCGAGAGCGCCGUCAAUGCGCUUGCCGUGUGGCUUUUCUGGUACAGGUUGAACUCAGAUAAACUCGACGCCCUGCCAAGCGAACAACGUGCAAGCAUCCUCGAACUCGUCCGUCCAUACGCACUGAUAGGUACCCGGUAUCCACCCUUCCACGCCCCAGAUUGUCAUUUCGCCUUGCCAAUGCGGCCGGACCGCGCGAUGCUCACGGACCGUCAAAAGAUUCCCACCCCGCAUGGUUUCUGGCCGUUAUACCGUACUCCCGAGGAGAGUAUACACCACAUCGACCAUUACGGCGGUCUGCUCGAGAUCACGGAACCGCUCCUCGCUCUGGGCGCCCAACUACUCUUCUUCACGCUCUAUUGGCAGCCGUUGAUCAUCCCGCCGAGUAUGCCAGCGGAUCGUGCCCACGCGCUCGCGCUGGGACGCACAGGUGUGGGCGAGACGCGAGCUGACCUUGAGGAAUACAACGCGUCAUCUCCCGUGAAAUUGCUGGAGAAGGCGGACUGGGACUGGUAUCAUAACAUGAGCGACAAAGAGCGCGAACGGGAGGACGCACCGCGAUGGACGAGGGGCAUGCGUAGCCCUAGCGCGCAGUGGGAGUGCGACUUCAAUCGCAUGGUUGGUUGCGUGGAUCCAUACAGUCUAAGACCGAUGGCCGUCACCUAUGAAUACGGAACCCUCACCGGCCUCUGGAAGGGUCUGCAUCUCAGCCCUCACCCCGAGCAGUACUUUGCGGCCGUCCAAUCCGUCAACUUCCCGCCUGACUUCUCGGCUGAGAAUCCACACCUUUUCAUGCAUCCGGUCUACUUACAACUUCGCGAGCACCACUGCGUCUCGCCCGCCCGUCCUGCGCCUUGCGGCGGCAAUCCCAACGAUAACGACGACGGCAUCAACCACGCCUGGUUGCCGUCCGCGUUCGACGUCCGCGAAGCGAACGGUAUCGUACGCCUACGCAAUCUUCAGCGUAUCAAUGAGCCAGCAGCGGUAUAUGAGACCUUCGUUGAGGGCCAGAGGAACUCUCACAAUCCGGAAACCUGCAGGACGUGCGUCGCGCGACAGAAGGCAGCUGACGCUCUGCUGGCCGAGAAGGUCGAGCGACAUAGGAGGAAGGCGUCGGCGGGUGCUUCCCCUCCUCGUGAGCGCAAUCCUCCCCCGAUUCGGACGAACAUCAAGAUGCACACGUGCUACGGUCGUAUCCGCCCUUGGGACGGUCUCGUUGCCCUCGUCCGUGUGCCCUUGCAGCCGCCCGGCCGAUUCGGUGUGUACAUCUUCCGCGGGUACAUCGUCGGAGGGAAGAACUUCGUAGGAUCCUGGCGCGUGCGGACGGACAACACCCGCGCGGUGCCGCUGGAAGGCCCUUUCAUCAUGAGUAGGGUGGAGUGA
Fomitopsis serialis is the source of this 1863-nucleotide messenger RNA. RefSeq lists its product as uncharacterized. NCBI's taxonomy places the organism in Eukaryota, Fungi, Basidiomycota, Agaricomycetes, Polyporales, Fomitopsidaceae. The transcript is spliced from 4 exons. The record is from RefSeq and is a predicted model, not a curated record. Bases 1 to 1863 code for a protein of 620 amino acids.